AUGCGGCAGGGUCGGGGCGCGGGGCUGGCGGCGCUGGCCGCGGUGCUGCUCGCGGCUGCGGGCAGAGCCCAGGUGCAGCAGGACCCAUUCCUGGAGACCACCGAAGGCACGAGUAUCAGAAUCAGCUGCUCACACCCCAAUAUACGGACUGGCGAUUUCAUCCAUUUCUACCGUCAGCUCCCGGGCCAAAGACCCCAGCUCCUGGCGGUCACUGCUAAAGCGCCCAAGGAAGUGCGAAACCCAGAAGGGCGUUUGUGGGUAUCGGCAGAUCGGCGUUCGAGCGCGCUGUGGCUCGGGCGGCCCCGGCGCGGGGACGCGGCCGUGUAUUACUGCGCGCUGGGGCCACGGGCAGAGGAGCCGGGGCUGCGGCCGGGCACGAACCGCCGCGGGCGGGGCCGGGCGGGGCCGGCAGGGGCCGCUCCUCUCCCGGCUGACGCUGCUGCGCGGCACCGGCACCGAGCCGCGCCUGGAACCACAGAAAUUACACAAUAUCUGCGAGGGAAUACAAUAAAUCUCCUAGAACUGACGAGCGUUUCAAAGGAUCAGAAAGGUCUGUCACACCUACCUUUCACCUUAAACUGCUUGGUCCCCUUUCCUGCACGAUAG
Cinclus cinclus is the source of this 606-nucleotide messenger RNA. RefSeq lists its product as uncharacterized. NCBI's taxonomy places the organism in Eukaryota, Metazoa, Chordata, Aves, Passeriformes, Cinclidae. Gene Ontology annotation, biological process: response to bacterium. The transcript is spliced from 2 exons. The record is from RefSeq and is a predicted model, not a curated record. The coding region runs from base 1 to 606 and encodes 201 amino acids.